AUGGCUACUGACACAUUUUCAUUUGGAACUAAGACCCUUUUCCUCCAUGUCUCUGCCCCCCGGUUGUUCCUGGGUGUGAACCAGAUUCAGGUGGUGGUGAGCCGGAGCUCCACCCCCCAAGUCACGGAGGAGACCUACUUCAUCCCCCGUAACCCGGUGGUGGAUGCGGGCACCAACACCGACCCCCCGGUCAUCUGCUGUGGCAGGCUCCGCCGGGAAUGCCCCUGCCCGCCCCGAGGCCUCCUGUCCUCCCUCAUCACCAAGGUCCUCAUUGCAUUAGUGCUGUUUGGCGUGGUGUGGUCCAUCACAGAGAAGGAGUGUCUGCCGGGGGGGAACCUGUUCGGCAUCACCGUGCUCUUCAUCUGUUCCGUCACCGCGGGCAAACUGGUGGGCCUCAUCCAGCUGCCCAAACUGCCUCCCUUUCCCCCGUUACUGGGUAUGCUAUUGACGGGCUUCCUGCUGCGUAAUAUCCCCGUGGUAACGGACGCCGUGUACAUCGACUUCCGAUGGUCCGCCUCCCUGAGGAACAUUGCCCUCGCUGUCAUCCUGGCCCGAGCAGGCCUGGGAUUGGACGGCUCGGCUCUGAGGAAGCUGAGUAUGGUGUGUGCGCGCGUGGGAAUGGGACCCUGCAUCAUCGAGGCCUGCACCGUCGCCCUCGUAUCCCACUUCCUCAUGGGCUUGCCCUGGAUCUGGGCAUUCAUCCUAGGAUUUGUGCUGGGAGCCGUGUCCCCGGCCGUGGUGGUUCCCUCCAUGCUGCUGCUGCAGAAGGAUGGCUACGGCUUGGAGCAGGGCAUCCCUACCCUCCUCAUGGCCGCCUGCAGCAUCGACGACAUCCUGGCCAUCACCGGCUUCACCACCUGCAUGGGCAUGGCCUUCGCCACCGGCUCCAUGUGGUACAACCUGCUGAGAGGUAUACUGGAGGUGGGAGGGGGAAUGGUAGCUGGGGUACUGCUGGGAUUUCUGCUGCGCUACUUUCCCAGCAAAGACCAGGACAACGUAGUGAUGAAGCGCUCAUUCCUGCUGCUGGGCCUGUCGGUGUUUGCUUUGUUCGGCAGCAACGUGGCCGGCUUCCCCGGCUCGGGGGGCCUCUGCACCCUGGUCCUUGCCUUCCUGGCUGGCCUGGGCUGGAGAAGGUCAAAGGUCCCUGUGGCGGACAUAGUGGGUAUUGCCUGGGAAGUGUUCCAGCCACUGCUCUUUGGCCUGAUCGGGGCUGAGAUCCAAAUCUCAGAGCUGGACAAAACCACUGUCGGCCUGGGCAUAGGCUCUCUGGCCAUUGGUCUGCUGGUGCGUGUUCUCUUCACCUUCGUCUGUGUGCUGUGUGCCGGCUUCAACUUUAAAGAGAAGCUCUUCAUCGCUCUGGCCUGGCUACCCAAAGCCACCGUACAGGCGGCCAUCGGCUCCACAGCGCUGGACAUGGCCCGCACCAAGGAGGAUACGGAGCUGGAGAAGUACGGCAUGGAGGUGCUGACAGUGGCCGUGCUCGCCAUCCUGCUCACCGCCCCCAUAGGGGCCCUGGUCAUCGGACUCACAGGACCUCGCCUGCUGCAGAAACCAAAGAACCCUGCCUGGGAGCGGGAGCAAAGCGGAACUAUGACCGAGUCCCCAAUCACCUACGAGAGUACCCUCUGA
Messenger RNA from Salvelinus namaycush (lake trout), 1629 nucleotides. Its product is annotated as sodium/hydrogen exchanger 9B2-like. Bases 1 to 1629 code for a protein of 542 amino acids. NCBI's taxonomy places the organism in Eukaryota, Metazoa, Chordata, Actinopteri, Salmoniformes, Salmonidae. Gene Ontology annotation, molecular function: antiporter activity. Gene Ontology annotation, cellular component: membrane. The transcript is spliced from 11 exons. The record is from RefSeq and is a predicted model, not a curated record. Gene Ontology annotation, biological process: proton transmembrane transport.